AUGUCUUUAAAUAGCCAAAUAUCAAACAAUCUCAAAGAAACCGGCAUAGAGACAAGAUUAGCUAAAAGUCAAGGCCUUUGGUGUUAUAUGCUAUUGCCAUUUAUUCUUACGAUAAAUACCAUCAUAUACAAAACAUCGACACUCUACCAAAUAAUCACCUUUGUAUCAGUAGGUUUAUUUUUCUAUGGUUCCCUUUUCAUAAUAUUCCUGUCAAUAUCUAGUGUCAUCAUAAAAGAGCCAGUGUAUGGUGGAUGUAUGGCUUCAAGUUUGAUAUCAACCAUCCUUAUUUACAUAUUUUCAGAAAAAGAUUUAUUGUCUUCUCUUAUUUGUUCUUUGCCAUGUAUAUAUUUCUUCAAUGCACUGAUAAAAGUUGCUCUUAUAAAUUUUCCAAAAACAUUCACAAUUGGCGAAGCUAUGGUGGUGGUACAAAGCUUAACUCUGUUUGUGACAGCCUCUACACUUAAAUUUGUUCAUGACCUUUUGAAUGAUACGAAUGAAGAGUACACAUUUAUUAACACUAUAAUCUUUAUAGGGUUAUCAACAUUGGGGUUAAUUGUUACAGCACUGUUCUACCUGGAUGACAAGCAUAGGAAUUUGUGGUCAUUGCAAUGCAUAGUUGCAGCUGGUAUUACUGCCAUACUUAUCAUUUUGCAUUGCAUUAUGGGACCAACUUGCUUGAUCAGGAUUUAUGAUUACAUUUUCAUGGACAUUGUGAGAGUAAAACUAUUGAUAUUCUGGUUGGCAUUAGUUAUACUGUCAGUUCUUGUACUAUAUGUAUCAACGAGGUUGGCAGUAAAAGCCACCACUGUGAAAAGAAAAACUUUUCAUUUAUUGGCAUCUUUAGUAUUCCUUAGUGGGGUUCUUACUGAUGUCCCUUUUAUGACUCUCGCUGCUGGAGUUGGUCUUGCACUCAUAAUAUUUGUUGAGGCUUUAAGGAUAGCAAGGAUUGAACCAAUAUCAUCAGCGCUUCAAUCGACAUUUGUUAUAUAUGGCGACGAAAAGGACUGCGGCGCGUUCGCAAUGACGCCGCUGUAUUUGUACGCGGGACUUGCGUGUCCGCUGCUGCUCGCUCCGGCCACUGCGCCCCUGGAGCUAUUGUCCGGCGUGCUGGCGGUGGGAGUGGGCGACACGGUGGCCAGUUGUGCGGGCGCCACCAUCGGCCGAACUCGCUGGGCAGAUAGCAACCGGACUUUGGAAGGGACCGCUUUCAAUAUCUUAUCGCAAGUGGCCGUUGUGUACGCGCUGGAGUUUUUCGAAUUGCUGCAAGCGAGGCAUGCCUUAGCGCGGACCGUUAUCGCGGCGACAGCUUCGGCGUUGACGGAAGCAAAAACCGACCAAGUCGAUAACUUGGUCCUUCCUCUUGUGACUAUUUUAGCUUUUCAAGCGACCCGUUUCCUAUCG
Iphiclides podalirius (scarce swallowtail) is the source of this 1401-nucleotide messenger RNA. The record is from the annotation of a GenBank genome assembly. Lineage: Eukaryota; Metazoa; Arthropoda; Insecta; Lepidoptera; Papilionidae.